CCACCAUGUCUUGUGGGAAUGAAGUCCAGGGAACCUAAGAACAGCCCUGUUCGAUCAAGCCAGGCCCAUCCUAGUCCAGCAUUUGGUUUCUCCCUGCUUGAUGCCUGUGAGAUGCUCACAAGAGGCUACGUGAUACCAUGACCCCAUCAAGACUUCUGCUCCUUCUCCUGGUUCUCUCCAGGGCUAAGAUGGGCCUGUCCUUCAAGUUGCACAAUGCCGAGUCCAUCUUCAGCUGCCUCAACUCUGCUCUCUCCCAGGCCAAGCAAGACCUCCUUGGCGAGAACUCUGCCCUGGAGAAGAGGACCUUCAUGAUCCCUCUGGAGGGUGAAGACACCGCCUCCUUUGAGGACCUCAAGGCACAGAAGGAGAAAAGGACAUUCCCAGCCGUCACCCGCUAUGUAUCCCUCGCCCAGGGGAAAGGGAAAGCAUCGCACAGCCAAGCCAAGAAUGACCGACGCACUAAGUUUACCCUUUCCUUGGACGUCCCAACCAAUCUCAUGAACAUCCUCUUUAACAUCGCCAAGGCCAAGAACCUAAGGGCAAAAGCCGCCACUAACGCUCAGCUGAUGGCACAGAUCGGCCGGAGAAAGUGAGGGGAGGGCCAGAAGAGGCGGCCAGGGAGUGGGCCUCAGCCCAGCCUCCUGACCUUCCCAGAUGGGACUGUCCACUGUACUCUGUCAUACAAAAGUGGUCUAUUCUCCAGUUCUUGAAGCUGCACUGCAUUCAUCCUUUCUUUCCCUGUCCUCCCCUCUCUCUCUCU
Messenger RNA from Candoia aspera, 760 nucleotides. It is a transcript of the gene UCN3, whose product is annotated as urocortin 3. Gene Ontology annotation, biological process: adenylate cyclase-activating G protein-coupled receptor signaling pathway; cellular response to nutrient levels; digestion. Gene Ontology annotation, molecular function: hormone activity; corticotropin-releasing hormone receptor 2 binding. Lineage: Eukaryota; Metazoa; Chordata; Lepidosauria; Squamata; Candoiidae. The record is from RefSeq and is a predicted model, not a curated record. Gene Ontology annotation, cellular component: extracellular region. The coding region runs from base 138 to 593 and encodes 151 amino acids. The transcript has 2 exons.